Molecule: messenger RNA, 17506 nt
Organism: Menidia menidia (Atlantic silverside)
Lineage: Eukaryota; Metazoa; Chordata; Actinopteri; Atheriniformes; Atherinopsidae
Source: the annotation of a GenBank genome assembly
GAAUGCACCCUGCCCUGCUGCUAACUGGGUUGAUUCUGGCUCUGUCCAUCCCUGGCACCACCUCUGAGUCGGCCAUAUUGCGGUUCCUGGGACAGACUGACUUUGUUGUCAACGAGAGCAGCACAGCUGUGGUCCGACUGGUGGUAGAGAGGGUUGGAGACCCUGUCAAUGUGACCGCUUUGGUUCUGCUUGAGGGAGCAGACACAGAUGACUUUGAGGCUAUUAAUGCCGCAGCCUUCCUGCUGUCCACCGAAUCCAGUAAGACCAUCUUCAUCGCUGUGAAAGAUGAUGAUUUGCCUGAAGCCGAUGAGACGUUUACCUUCAACCUUAAACUUCAGAGUUCCUCUAAUGGUGUGACACUGGGAACACCAAACAAGGCGACAAUCACCAUCCUGUCCAAUGACAAUGCCUUCGGAAUAAUUGCCUUCAACUCAACAGAAGAGAUUGUUGUUGAUGAACUCAGACAGAGGAGCCAUUUUGUGCCUUUCACCCUAAUCAGAGAAAAGGGAACAUAUGGGACUGUGACUGUGAACUUUGAGAUCUCUGAUGGUCCCAACCCUGCCAUUGAGGAUCUUAGUCCAGAUAGAGGGAACAUUACCUUCCCUGUAGGACAGGCAGUUGUCCACUUUAAUAUUCUCAUUCUGGAUGACCAGGUGCCAGAGGAGGAUGAAGUGUUUUCAGUGAGGCUAACAGGCGUGGCAGGUGGAGCCCUUCUCAGGACCAAUGCCAGCAGUAUCCAGCUGAGAAUCCGGCGAAAUGACAGCCCUCUGCGGUUCUCCCACUCUGUCUUGGCUGUGCCAGAGUCUGCUGGAGUUAUUGCCCUCAAUGUGACCCGUGGGCGACUGACUGAGGAUGGCCCACUCAUCGGCUCUGUUGACACAGAGGUCUCCAUAGAUUACAUGGUGCUGAGUGGUGAUGGACUGGGUAGUGCCACUCCAGCUGUGGAUUUCCUCGACUUACAACCAGUCCGAACGGUCACAUUCUCUCCAUUUGUUUACAAAACCACCCUCCUGUUCAACAUCACCGAUGAUGACAUGCCAGAAAUAGCAGAAUCCUUCCAUCUUGUGCUGCUGGAGGAGACUAUCAGAGGAGAUGCUGUACUGGUAUCACCCAAUGCUGUGCUGGUGACCAUCGAGCCCAAUGAUAAGCCUUAUGGAGUCCUGUCAAUUAGCAGCAGUGCUCUUAUUCAGCCAAUCAUCAUCAAUGAAGAUCUGAUACAGAGAUUUGAUGGCAUCAUUAUUGUAAGAAACGGAGGAAGCUACGGCACUGUGUCGGCUAACUGGUCCAUAACCAGAAACUCCAGUGAUCCCUCAUCAGUGUCAGUGGAUUUGAGCCCAGAAGAGGGGACAGUGAGAUUUGCUGCCGGUCAAGUGACCGCCGUGAUUCCGAUAAACAUUGUUGCAGAUGACCAACCUGAGGAAGCAGAAGCCUUUCUUUUCAAACUACUGCCGAGCACCGUAACUGGAAAUGCAGAGGUCGAUGAACCCAUGGAGAUGGUGUUCUACAUCCAGGACAGUGACGAUGUAUAUGGGCUUUUUCAGUUUGACCCAGCCAAGGAGCAGAGCAUCCAGAGCCAACCCGAGGGACGGUUCUUGUCGCUAAAUUUUGUGAGAGAUGGUGGCACACUGGGUGAUGUGUCUAUGACCCUUACCGCCCUCUACAUUCCCGCUGGUCCAAAAGAUCCAGCACUGGCCCGUGACCGGGUUCUAAAUGUUAGCAGGACUGUUAAUGUGGUGUUUACCAGAGAGCGGAUGGUCCAUGUCACAAUGCCCAUAAGAAACGAUGCUUUUCUGCAGAACGGAGCCAAUUUCCUAAUACAGUUGAAUACCCUGGAGCUGAUUGACAUCAGUCCUUUAAUUACAACAAACAGCCCGAGGUUUGGUGGACCUCUAAACCUGACCCUAACUGUUACCUCCGACAUUGCAAAUGGAGAAAUCGGCUUUACAAGUAACUCUACAGUGAUUCUUUAUGAACCAGAAGACAGCAAUACCAGCAUGGUGACUCUUCCUCUGCGACGUGAUGGAACGGAUGGGAAGGCCAUGGUGUUUUGGAGCCUUCAGCCAACUGGAGACAACCACAGGGAUGUAACAACUAAUGACCUGAAGCCGCUAAAUGGCUCCGUUGUCUUUCUCACUGGGCAGAGUGAUGCCUUCAUCAAUCUCACCAUCAUGGCUGACGACAUCCCCGAAGUCAACGAAACCUUACGCCUCACCCUGGAUAGGAGCAAUGUUGAGAAUCAGAUCCUGAAAGCAGGCUUCACCAGCAGAGAGAUUAUCAUCAUGGAGAACGAUGACCCCGGAGGAGUGUUUGAAUUCUCCCAGUUCUCCAGAGGUCCAUGGCUUAUUAAUGAGGGUGAAGCUGUGGAACUGCAUGUGAUAAGGGCUCAAGGCCAGCUUCUGAAGCAGCUGGUACGAUAUGCUGUCAUGCCUUCGGGCAGCACUGAAUUCUACGGUGCUACAGGUAUCCUGGAGUUUAAACCUGGAGAACGAGAGGUGGUGGUUGCGCUGGUCGCAAAGCCUGAUGGGAUACCUGAGCUGGACGAGACUUUUUCUGUGGUGCUUAGUAGCUACAGUACUCCACCCAGUCGUCUGGGCAACCACAGGGAGGUCAACGUCACAGUGCGGAAAAACGACGACCCUUUCGGAGUCAUUGAGUUCAUCCAAUCAGGACUGACAGCGGUCAUCAAUGAGAGCAGGGGCACCUCAGAGCACCAGGCUGUGUACGCUGUUGUGAGGAACAGGGGCCACUUUGAAGAAGUGUCAGUAUUUUGGAGUGUGGAGCCGGCCCUGUCCGGAGAUGUUAGGCCCCUCCAGGGAAACAUCACCUUCAGGGAAGGGGAGUUCUUGAAAAACCUCACUCUCAUCUCUGUGCCUGAUGAGAUUCCAGAGGACAUGGAGAAUUUCACCAUCACGCUGUUCAAUGCUACAGGUGGAGCAAGACUGGGAAACAUACUCAGUGCCAGUUUAUGGAUUAAUAAGAAUGAUGACCCCAUUUACUUUUCUGAGCCUGUAGUUGUGCGUGUUGGUGAAGGGGAUGUUGCCAACUUCACCGUGGUGAGGGCCGGGGAAGCUGACUUUGUGGCAACAGUGAUGUAUCGAGUGGAGUACGGGGGCGCCUCACGAGACGACUUUUCGGUGCUGACUAAUGACACACUGUUGGUGUUUGAAAUGGGUGAAUGGAUGAAGAACAUCUCUGUGGCUAUUGAAGACGACGACAUUCCUGAGACUGAUGAGCCUUUUUACAUCGUUCUCUACAAUGCAACUGGUGAUGCUGUUGUGUAUGGAGCAGACUCUGCUACUGUUGUGAUUGAAGCCAACGACGAUGCCAAUGGAAUAUUCUCUUUAGAAUCUAUAGAAAAACCUGUUGAAGAGGGCAAGACCAACAGUUUUUAUGUACUUCGGGCAAGGGGUCAUUUUGGCAAUGUCACAGUCUUCUGGCAGCUGUUUGCCAAUGACUCAGUGACUCCGCUUGAAGAGAGCCAGGAGUUUACGAACACAUCGGGCUCCAUCACCUUUUAUACAGGAGAAGACACCAAGCCUAUUGUACUUGAGGCCAUCUCGGAAAAACUGCCAGAGUUCAAUGAAUUCUUUGUUCUCAGGCUUGUAAAUAUCUCAGGGGGAUACCCAGGGGAGGGUGGACAACUGGCCGAAUCUUCUCUAAAUGUUUCAGUUCUCAUCCCUUUCAAUGACGACCCGUUUGGAGUUUUUGCCAUCGCUGACAACAACCUCGACCAAGAAAUAGCUGAGGAUGUACUCUCUGAAGACGAUAUGGCUGAUGUCACCUCCUUCACCAUUCUCCGACAGCAGGGCACUUUUGGUGAUGUGAGGGUAUCUUGGGAGAUCGUAUCUGGACGCUUCCCACAGGGUCUGCCCCGCAUGGAUGACCUGCUGCUCCUAGCUUCCUUUCCGGAUGAGGUUGAGCUCAGGCCCUACGCAAGGAGACACCACUCAGCAACAGACGCUUGGUUUUUCUCAGGGCUUCCAGGAGCUUUUGGGACCAUCUCUCCCGGAGAUGCACCUGCUGCCAUUGGAAACUUCAGCUUCUCUGCUUGGCUAGUGCCCACACCAAACACUGACGGCUUCAUAGUGUCCAAAGGAACUGAAAAUGGGAGUUUGUAUUACGGAGUAAAGGUCCACACCAAUGAGUCUCAUGUCACAGUGAUGCUGUACUAUACAGCAGUAAGGUCAAAUAAUACCCAAGUGGCCCGGGCCACCGCUGAGAAGUUUGUAGAGGAUAAUAAGUGGCUACAAAUCAUCAUUACAGUUGAUGACGGUAUUAUUGAAUUCUUUUUGGAUGGGAUCUCUAUUCCCGGAGGACUCAGGAGCGUCAAAGGUGAAGGCAUCCAAGACGGACCUGCCCCGCUGUUUGUCGGGUCAGAUCUAGAGGGGGAACAGCGCUACACUGGCCUGCUGCAAGACGUCCGCUUGUACCACACAAAGCUGAACCGCAGCCAAAUCCACGAGCUCCACACUCAGCCUGCUAAAUCAGACCUGCGCAACGUCUCUGGCUACCUACGCUACCGGCAGGAUGAGCGGCAGAAGUCCUUUGUGGUGGAGGUCAGGGAUGAUGAGGAAGAGGAGGGAGAGGAGGUGUUCUAUCUCCAGUUGGUGGGAGCGCAGGGGGGAGCACGCCUCCCCUUUCCCCGACCCACUGCCAUUCUGCGAGUAAUGAAGAGCGACAAUGCAAAUGGGCUUUUCGGAUUCACCGGUGCCUGCAUACCUGAUACUGCUGAUGAGGGUUCCACUAUCUCUUGUGUGAUUGAGCGUACACGGGGAUCCCUGGAUGAUGUUUUUGUAAAUUACACCGUUACCCAGCUGGACAGCUCAGACAGUGACAACCCAGCUCAUCAAGAUUUUGUUAAUGCAACUGGAGCUGUGGUUUUCAUGCCUGGACAGCGAUCUGAGGUUCUGAACCUGUUGGUGUUUGAUGAUAAUCUCCCAGAGCUUGCUGAGUCUUUUCAAGUCACACUGGUGUCAGCAGAAUCUGGGGAUGGGAAGCCAGGAUCCACCCCCACCAGCGGAGCGAGCAUCGACCCCGAUAACUCGGUUAACACUGUCACUAUCAGAGCUAGUGACCAUCCCUAUGGCCUGCUAGAGUUUCAGUUCAGCUCUCCAGAAGAAGGUUUUAUCUCUCCAGCUUUAGAACCUGCCUACGUUACCGUUAAUGAGGAAGAUGGACAGAUCAGUCUGCCUGUUGUCAGGGCUCAAGGCCUUUUGGGAAGGAUCAUGGUUGGAUACAGGACAACCCCCUUCACAGCAUCCAGCCCUGAGGACUAUGAAGAAGCAGAGGGCAUGCUGGACUUUUUUCCUGGGGAGAAAUUGAAGUUCAUCAAUAUCACCAUUGUAGAUAAUGCUGUUCCUGAGCUGGAUAAGAUUUUUAGAGUGGAGCUUUUCAAUGCGGAUGGUGGAGUGGAUCAUUUUCUGCAUGGUGAAGAGAGUGGUAGUGGGGAGAGUGACUAUGACUUCCUCCCUCCAUCCUAUCACCACCAUGCCACCCUGGGAAUUGCAUCACGCAUCACAGUCACCAUUGCUGCAUCUGAUGAUGCCCAUGGAGUGUUUCAGUUCAGUCCUCAAUCUCUGUUUGUUAAUGGGACAGAACCUGAAGAUGGACAUAACACUGUGGUCCUGCAAGUGGAUCGUUCCUUUGGUGACCUCUCCAAUGUCACUGUGUACUGGGAAGCUGAUUCCAGCGCAGAGGGAGAGCUCCUCAGCAGAUUUGGGAAUAUCACCUUCGGCGUAGGGCAGACAUCAGAGAACGUCAUCAUCGGUGUAGCCCAAGAUAACAUUCCUGAAUUGGACAAGAGCUUCACUGUUUCCCUGAUUAAUGUGUCACAUGGUCGCCUGGGCGUCAACAGCUCAGCUACUCUGACUGUUCUCGCCAGUGAUGAUCCUUAUGGUGUCUUUGUGUUUGCAAAUGCAACGCGGUCUGUUCGACUUCCUGAAGCCGAUGCAACUGUGUCACUCACCAUCCUGCGACAGAGAGGCUUAAUGGGUCAGGUGCAAGUCACAUACAGGACACUGAACGAGGCUGACCCGCAGCCCUACAGAACCCCCGGAGUGGGCCGAGCCACCGAAGGGCGGGAUUUUAUCUCCCUACUCGAUUCUGUUGUGUUCAUGGCCAAUCAGAGUGAAGCAAAUAUAACCAUUCGUGUGUUAGAUGACGACGACCCAGAGAGAGAUGAGUCUGUGUUUGUGAAGCUGCUCAGCGUUCAGCUCAUCCAGGGGGAGCAGGACAGGCUCAUCAUGAAUUCCCCUUCUCUGGGCUCGAGCGCUGAAAUAGUUGCCCAGGUGAUAUUGGAGGCCAGCGACGAUGCCUUCGGAGUCCUUCAGCUGUCAGCGUCUGCUGUCAGUGUGGCAGAACACUAUGUUGGACCCAUAAUAAACGUUACACGUGUUGGGGGGAUUUUUGCUGACGUUUCUGUGAAGUUCAGAGCCGUGCCUUUGACUGCCAGAGUCAGUGAAGACUACAGUGUAGCCUCGACGGACGUGGUUCUCUUAGAAGGGGAGUCCAGUAAGUCUGUGCCCAUAUAUGUUAUCAAUGAUGUUGUCCCUGAGCUGGAGGAGACUUUCCUCAUCGAGCUGAUCAACCAAACAACUGGAGGAGCUCUCCUGGGAGAGCUCACACGUGCCAUCAUCACCAUACUGCCUUCUGAUGACCCUUUUGGUGCCUUUGUCUUCCAGGCUCUCCCAGUUACAGUGGAAGAACCUGGCUCCAACUCUGUGGAAGUCACGUUGCCAAUUGUGCGCAAUGCUGGUACCAUAGGCACAGUGGCAGUUCAAUGGAGGGCCACCGUAAACGGUAAAAUCGCUGAAGGAGAUAUCAGGCCCACAUCAGGAGAAGUUACAUUUGCUCCCGGAGAAACCAUGAAGACACUGAAAGUGGAGAUUUUAGCUGAUGAUGUACCUGAAAUAACUGAGAUCAUUAAAGUGGAACUGACUGGUGCCACUAAUGGAGGAAGCUUGGGAGCUGAUACAUCUGUUAACAUAAUAGUGCCUGCCAAUGACAACCCGUAUGGGACAGUUUACUUUGAACAGUCUGUUUAUCGUGUUCAGGAGCCACUGGAGGGAACUUACAGUGCUAAUAUCUCUGUCCGCCGCAGAGGUGGAAACUUUGGCCGACUGGAAAUCACAUACAGCACCUCUGAGAUAGACGUUGUUGGCUUGGCUCAAAGUGAUAAUCAGAACCUAUUAAUGUACUACAACCCCCCAAAGCUGGGUGUUCCUACUUCUGCCCCUCAGAUGGGAGUUAAUAUUACUGGUCAAAAAGACCCUAUGGCUGUGUGCGCUGCUGCUUGUUUAAGAGAGCGUGCAUGCCAGGCCUUCUCUUUGUCAUCAAGCAUGACAGAGCCAUCCUGCUCCUGGGUGACGUCAGGAGCUGACCAGCUGACCUCUAAAUCUCAAGUUUUUACAUAUGUGAAGAAUGUCACCGCAGCCGCUGUCUUGUUCAGCGCCCAGGCGGAGGCAGGAAGUGAUUACACUCCUGUGAUUGCUCAGAGUGCCUUCAUGGAUGAUAGAUCAGGGGUGUCUAACCUCACAGUCCUAAUUUUAACAGACAAAUUCCCUGAAAUGGAUGAAAGCUUCUCUAUACAGAUAUUAAAGGUAGAGCUGGUAAAUUUGACUGUGCCACAAAAGGACCUCCCCUCAGUUGGCCAACCGGACAAAGCUACAGUAACAAUAGGGGUGAAUGGAGAUGCAUUUGGCAUAUUUUUGAUCUACAGCCUCAGUCCCAACGCCACCGAUGAGGGCCUCUACCUCGAAGUUCGUGAAGAGCCUACAGUUGUGGUGCCACUUGUGAUAGAGAGAAGAGGAGGAAAUCUAGGCACCGUCACUGUAGAGUGGAGAUUUGUUGGAGGAAAGGCCAUACCAGACGCUGACUUCACUGGGACUGGAGGAACUUUAGUGUUUGAUGGUGAACUUAAGAAGACCAUAAUGAUUGCUAUCAGGGAUGAUGCUGAGCCAGAGGACAAUGAAAGCCUCAUGAUUGGUCUUGUUAACACAGCAGGAGGAAGUCGAAUUCUACCCAGCUCAGACACUGUAACCAUAAUAAUACUGGCCAACGAUAAUGUGGCAGGAAUAGUAGGAUUUCAUCCAGCCUCUCGUUCGGUCAUUGCAAGAGAAGGUGAAAGUGUGUCCCUGACAGUUUUGAGAACAGCUCCAGGUUUGGGUAAUGUUACUGUGGACUGGACUGUGCAAGGACCCCUUUCACACCGGUCCUUCACUCAAACCUCAGGGACACUUUUCUUCUCUGAGGGAGAACUAAAUGACACCAUAGAACUGCAGCUUCUGGAUGAUGCCACACCAGAAGACAAAGAUGAAUACAGAGUUUCAUUGUCCAACAUACAAACCUUUGGUGUUGCGGUCACAGGCCAUGCUGCACUGGACGUUCAGGGCACUGAAGCAGUGCUCACUGUGGACAUGAGUGAUGAGCCUUAUGGGCUGCUGACUAUUGCGCCGUCAUCUGUUAGGGUGACCACAGAGGAGCGGGAUCAAGUUAUAAAUAUCUACAUCAACAGAGAGUUUGGUUCCUCAGGAAUUGUCAAUAUUUCAUAUGAGGUUAUAAGAGGUUCAGUGCAGAACGUGUCUGAGGUGGAAGGGGCUCUGGCUGAACCGGGACAAGACUUCAUCACUGGCACUGGUUCUGUCAUCCUUCAGGAUGGACAAACUUCAGUUGCCAUUCCAGUGACUAUACUGGAGGAUGACAUUCCGGAGUUGCAGGAGUUCUUCCUGGUCAACAUAACAUCUGCAGUGCUCAUCACAACGCUUGCUGCCGUUCCACAAUUAGACACCCAGGGUUUAGUUUCAGAAGUGAGCAUUGCUGCUAAUGAUGGAAUUAGAGGGGUCAUCGAAUGGACUAACACCAUGUAUGAAGUGAAUGAAACAAUCGGAUUGUUGACUCUUGUGGCCUACAGGAACAAGGGGACAUAUGGGAAUGUCUCUCUUCUCUUCUUUGCUCAGAACUUGGAAGCUCAACAGGGGCUGGACUACAAUAUCAGUGAAACGGUGCUCCAUUUUGUUGAGGGUGAAAGGCAUAAAUUUGUGGAAGUGCAGAUCAUUGAUGAUGCCAUCCCCGAGGGAGCUGAGAGAUUCCAGCUUAUUCUGUCUAAACCUUCUCCUGGACUGGAGCUGGGCAUCAAUACCACAGCAACUGUGAAUAUCAUGACCAGUGAUGAUGGACAUGGUGUCAUUUCCUUCAAUGCCAGCGAACAUUUCCUGUUGAGAGAGCCCACCUCUGUGUCAGAGCUGAGUGACAGCGUGGCCACCCUUUAUGUUAUCCGGAGCCCUGAGGAGGGCACCUUUGGCACCGUGUCUGUUCAGUUCAGCAUCACUGAUGCCAACGGCAGCCUAGCUCAGGGAGAUCUGAUGCCCACGCAGGGUUUUGUGGUUCUGGAGGAUGGAGUCAGAUUUAAGAUGCUGGAAAUCAGGGCAGUACGUGACGCUGAACCUGAAGGGAACGAAACUUUCACAAUACUCCUGUCCGACCCGACUGGAGGAGCACGACUUGGUGACCAACUUCAGAUUCUCAUCACGGUCCUGGAGAAUGUGGCUCCAUCCGGCCUGUUCCGCAUUGGGCCUACUCUUAACAGAACCAGCACAGUGAUGGUUGCUGAUGAAGGUAGCAGCGCAGUCUUCCUCACUGUUUCUCGCAGUAAUGGUCUGGAAUCUGCAGUUAGUGUGGAGUGGGAGAUGCAGUCUGCCACUGCCACUGCCUACGGGGGUCCACUCCCAGUCAUGGGUGUUUAUCAGAGCUUUGAGGACACACCCACAUCUGCUUGGUGCUCCAUUCCCGAAAACCUUCCAUUUUUAGCCGUGAGGCUGGAUAAGAGAUCCAUGAUUGGAUCUUCCCACACUUUUGCCACUCUCUAUCGGUGGCAGGGUGUUUUUGUGCCUAUAGAGUCUGUAAGGGUCCAGGACCCAGCCUCCUGUGUUGGGUUUGCAGAACAAACUUUAGGUGUUGAAGCUCUGGAUGUGAAACACUUCUCGGACGAAGGCAGAGAUUACCUCAUUUCAUCAAGCCAGAUUUUUGUUUGGACCGCUGGCUCCUUUACACUCCACCAGACUCUUGACUUUGGACAGCGGUUUCUGAGCGUAACACCAUUCAUUCAUGCAGAUGCCACCUACCUGUUGGUGUGCAUUGACAGGCAGAAUGUGAGCUGCCAAGUGCUUCAGUGGACCGGCAGCAGAUUUCAGAACCCGCGGCCUCUGCUGCUCACAGGCCGAGUCAUUCAGGCAGAGGCAAUCACCACAAGGACAGAGAACACUCUCCUGUUGAUCGCAACCGAAGGUCUUUCUCCAACCUGUGAGGUGUUUCAGUGGAGUUUGGGAGAAUCUUCACCACAACUUUAUCAGUCCAUUCCUCAGCCUGGUCUCUCUUCUAUUCACUCCUUCACUGCUCCUUCUGGGAUCACUUUUGCCCUGCUAGCUGGAAGAAAUGGUUCAUCGCUCUUCUCCUGGAGGUCUGAUGUCAAUCUGUUCACUCUGAUCCUAAAGGGCCCUCCAGCCAUUAGCUUCCUCUCGUUAAUGGUCCCAUCCCUCAACAUCACAAAGAUCCUCCUGGCUUCUACCAAAGAGGAUAGUUCCACUGUCUAUGAAUUAACCUCCAUUUCAAAUCAGUCUGAUUUCAUACCCAGUUUUGGGGAGUUGCACUUUGCCCCAGGUGACAGCGAGCUGGAAAUAGCCGUGAACAUUGUAGAUGAUGACAUCCCUGAGGUGGAGGAGAACUUCCAGGUUAGGUUGAAGAAUCCAAAGGGUGGGGCUGAGAUUGGAUUUGGAGGUCAAGUGGAUGUUUAUAUCCCAACAAACGAUGAUGCCCAUGGAAUCAUUGGAUUUGCUCAGAUUACUUUGUCUGUGGAACGGAAAAGAGGGAGUUUUGGCAGGCUGACUGUCCACUGGGCUGCUAAUGGUAGUCUGGCUGACAUUUAUCCCACUUCAGGAGUGGUGACCUUCUCAGAGGGCCAAACAUUGGCCAUCAUCUCAAUGGCUGUCAUAGCAGAUGGUAUGCCAGAGCUGAAAGAGAGUGUCACAAUUACCCUGUUGGAUGUCACCACCCUGGGCAUUCAAGACCUGAGACAAGCUGCAGUCAUUGACAAGGAGCGGUCUCAGGCCCUGCUAACCAUAUUACCUAAUGGCUCUCCCUACGGUGUGGUUGGAUGGCAUCUGGACUCACAGUUUGCACUAACACAGGAACCACAAAGGAGUCCAAUCAACGUGACUCUUUCCAUUGUAAGAGAGCAGGGCUCCUCGGGUGAGGUGGCAAUCCAUUACCAGACCAAGCCAGCUCUGUACCGGCCUCCAUCCAACCAAGCCACUGCGAGAGAGGACUACUUAUCCAAAGAUGACACCAUUAUCAUGGUAGACGGUGCAACCGUGGCCCUUGUCACUGUCACAAUCUUACCAGAUGACAUUCCAGAGCUGGCAGAGAGUUUCCUGGUCAAUAUAACCGGAGUAGAGCUAGUAAGAGGGUCUGCAGGAGCUGGGCAGCCCAGUGUGAAGAGGCCUGGUAUGGAAGUGGCAGAGAUUACUAUUCAGGAGAAUGAUGAUCCCAGAGGGGUUCUACAGUUAAAUGUUUCUGAGGAUAUCCCAGAAAGUGUGUUGGCCUAUGAGAUACCACCACCAGACAACAUUUUCCAUCUGUCGGUGGUGCGACUUGCUGGAUCAACUGGAAGACUGGUCAUUUACUGGGAGGCUCAGCCAAUUACUGCUGAUCUUAGUGACUUCAGUCCCAUAUCAGGAAACAUCACCUUUCAGGAUGGCCAAAGAGAAGCCAAAAUUGCCAUCACCAUCAUUGAUGAUGAACUAGUUGAAACCUUAGAGACCUUCAGAGUGAAUUUGCUGCGUGUGAUUGGUGGUGCUCGUCUUGGACAAGUGACCUCAGCAACCAUUGGCAUUCCACCCAAUGACUCACCUCUCGGACGAUUUGGAUUUAAAGAGCUGGAGGUCUUAAUUAGUGAACCUGAGUUUGUGGAUGAUCCUGUUGCCAUGGCCACAAUAUCAGUGUUGCGUAGUGCUGGAGGUGAGGGUGCAGUGACACUCAUAUGGCAACUGGAAGGCCAAGCUAUAGAUGACCUUUCACCCAUUAAUGGAACUCUAAUCUUCACUGAGACGGAGUCUGUGAAGUCAUUCGUGAUUAGAGCUCUUGCAGAUGAUAUCUUGGAAGGAGAUGAACAUUUCACUUUACGAUUGUUUCCAGCUGACAGUGGGGCUGUCAUAGACCCUUUAAAUGACAUGGUCACUGUCACCAUUCGAGCCAACAAAGCCGCCAUGGGGAUUGUUGGAAUAUCUAAGUCAUCAAGGAACAUAAUUCUUGGAGAACCUCAAGGAGAUUAUAAUGGUAGUGCUGUGAUCAGUUUUGCACGAGGACCAGGUGUGUUUGGAGAGGUGCAGGUGUACUGGAAUAUAACUCCAGCUGUGGUUUCUCAGUUUGAAGCAAUAUCUGGUACUGUUACAAUGAGAGACGGGCAGUCACUGGCUACCAUUACUCUGAGGGUCCUGGAUGAUGAUCUCCCUGAGGAGAGAAAGGAGUACCAGCUGUCGCUCACCUCAGUUACAGCAGGACUGGAAAUAAGUCCAGAAGCUAGGCAUGCCAGGAUUACAAUGGCAGCUAGUGACAACCCGUAUGGCAUUUUCUCUUUCAUGCAGCUCCAGCUCAGGGCAACGGAGGAGAGGGCACUGUUAAAUGUGACUGUGAAUCGCUCCUUUGGAAGUUUCGGCAGUGUGUUGGUGACCUAUGAGACCUCAGAAAACACAGCUGUUAGCGGAUUGGACUUUGUUCCAGCUUCAGGACGUCUGCUGUUUAGCCCAGGCCAAAGCUCACAGCAAGUCACGCUGCAUAUCCAGGACGACAGUCUUCCAGAGGGGCCUGAGAUGUUUUUUCUUAACAUCACUGACGUAGAGCUGCUCAAUACCAGUGCUGUGGACUACACAAUAAGAGAGUCUGGACUACAGCUGGACCAGCCUCCCGCUUUAGGCAACAUCUCCUCUGUUGUUGUGAUUAUACUGCAGAAUGACAAUGUUGAGGGCAUCCUGGAGUUCUCACAGGACUUUAUUAACUUAACAGUUGAGGAAGAUGUGGGAUCUGUCUUGAUCCCAGUGGUGAGGAGAGUGGGAUCUUUUGGAAUGGUUUCUGCUGACUUUAUAUCAAGGGGCUUGAGUGCAACCCCUGCCCUCGACUAUAUCCUGAAUAAUGGCUCAGUGACGUUUGUCAACGGCCAGAAUAUCAGCUUCAUAAACAUCACUGUUAUAGACGAUCUCCACAGUGAGCAAGCAGAGACAUUUGAGGUCCUGCUGGUUGGAGCUACAGGAGGAGCUGUUUUAGGCUCCCACAAUGUUGCAAGGGUAACAAUUGGCAAGAGUGACUCUCCAAGUGGGGUGGUUCGUUUUGUCAAUGACAGUUUGAUCACUGUGACGAACCCCAACUCCACUCUGAAGCUCAGCCUUGUUUUGGAGAGAGCAGGAGGCCUUUUGGGAAAUGCAACGGUUGCUUGGAUCAUCCUUGGCCCUAACAGUAGGGAGGCCCUUCCUCCGCUUAAUACUGACAUCAGAGCGCCUGUGAAUGGAUCCUUCUUCUUCAGGGAUGGAGAGGAGGGUAUAGGCACCAUAGAACUGCGGAUUCUCCCCCACGGUGAAGUGGAAGUGGAGGAGACAUUUGUUGUAGAGCUCAGCAUUCUUUCUGGAGAGAUGGAUGUUGAUCCUCAGGCCAGUUCUGUAACAUUGAAGAUAGAAAAGUUUGGUGACCCAAACGGUAUCGUCCACUUCACUGACAAUGCCCUUAGAGAGCGUGUCAUCAAUGAAUCCACAGAAUUAGAGGGCCCUCUCAAUAUUUCUCUUCUGAUUACACGCAGAGAGGGUGUCAUGGGCAACAUCAAGGUCCACUGGCAGAUUCAAAGUGACUCAGAUGUAACGGGUGACUUCCUCACCCUAGCUGGUUCCGUGAUUAUACUGGAAGGCCAAAGGGAGGCAGAGAUUCUUCUUAGCUUGAUGCCUGACACGGUGCCAGAGCUUGAGGAGCUUUACCAUGUUCAGCUCACAGCUGUAGAGGGUGGUGCGAGUCUAGAUGCUGACCCAAACCGGAUCAGAGCUGCCAUCAGGGUCCCUGCAAAUGACGAGCCCCACGGCGUGUUUUUCCUGAACCCCGAACAACAGUCUGUGGUGAUUGUGGGCUCUGGCUCCGAAGUCACCAGAGCUCUGGUUGUGAAUGUAACCCGUCUUGCCGGCCUGUUUGGCAAUGUUAGUGUGGGUUACAGGAUCAGUGGAGGUGUAGAUGAAAUGAUGGACAUUGAUGAGAUAUUCGGAGGAAAAGCUGAAGGAAGGCUUCUUCUGAGAGAGGGACAGCCCUUCAAUACAAUCACUGUGCCCAUUAGCAACCAGGUGUUUUUGGCCUUUGGGUCAAGCUUUACAGCAGAGCUCACUGACGUUAGACUCGUCAGUGAUAUCCAAGGCUCCGUGCCGCGCCUUCUUCAAGAAGCCAGCACUGCUACAGUGACCGUACCCGAGGAAGCUGCCAGCUCUGAGGUUGGCUUUGCUUCACUGGCUCUGCAUGUUUUAAGCAUAGAAACGGGGGCAUGCGAAGCAAAGGUGACACGAACGGGGUCAUUUGGAGACAUCAAUGUGCAGUGGAAAGCUGGAUAUCCUUCAGGACAGGCUCCACCCGGCCUUCCAAGUGGGAAAAUAGUCCCAAACUCUGGCUCACUAACUCUGCCCCAUGGAGAGAAGUCCAGCACCAUUCAUUUUGCAGCUGUUGCUGAUGCAUUGGAAGCAGCUUCCUAUGCUGUACAUCUUACAGCUGCUACUUCCAGCACUGCCACAAGUGGUGCUUUUGCUCAAGAGUCUCGCCAGCUCGUUAUUGCAGAGGACAUCCAAACUAUCACGCUUUAUGUUCAGAGACUUUAUGGUUCUCGUAGUAACACCACCCAAGUGUCCUAUGCCACAGUCGAUGGCACUGCAGCAGCAGGGGAAGACUUUGUUCCUGUGCCAAACGGACGUUUAAUCUUUGACUCGCCUCACCAAACCAACACGUCUUUCCGUCUUUCAAUACUUGAUGACUCCCUCUCAGAACCCGAUGAGUACUUUCAAGUAAACUUAACAAAUGUUCAGGUCUUUACCACUGACCCAGUCUGGGUAAGCACGCCUCCCCGCCUCAGCCCUGAGCACCGUUUGGCCACCGUCACAAUCCUGGCAAGUGAUGCCACUGGGGGAGUUCUGAGCAUUGGACCAGGCCUUGUCCAGGUACCAGAGGACCAAGAUGAGGCUGCACAAGAGGAGCAGAGGGUCGUUCUGAGGGUGCGCAGGUCAGACAGUGUUGCAGGGCCUGUGAGUGUUCGAGUCCAAGCAUAUGGAGAUGGCAGCGAAAUACCCCCGCCAUUUUCUCUGGAUAUUGCUGGGACCCUUGCAAAAGAAGAGCAGGACUUCCGGUUGGAGUCAACUGUAGUGUCCCUAGAGGCUGGUGAGGAUGAGACGGAAGUUAUUCUCGUCAUCCUGGAUGACUCGGAGCCUGAGGGACCAGAAGUGUUCUUCAUCUACCUUAGCGAUCCGAGUGGAGGAGCUCAGAUCACAGACAGUCCAAACCAGGGCUUUGGUGCUUUUGUCAAGAUCACUAUCCUGGGCAGUGAUUUCCAUAAUGGAAUUAUAGGGUUUAGUUUGAGCUCUCUGAUGGGCCAAUUCUUGGAUGAGGAUUCAGAGAACAGAACUGCUCUGCUCUAUCUACAGAGACAAGAAAACAGAGCCUUUGAGGAUUUGCAGGUCUCCUGGAGAGCUUCAUUCAGCAGGGAUUCUCCGAGUCUUGUCAGUAAUGGAAUGGACUUAGCCACGCAGCUUUUGCAGACCUCAGGAACAGUGAUCUGUAAGAGAGGAGAAACAGUCUGUGUCCUCACUCUGGAAGUUCAGGACGAUGAGGAACCAGAGUACCAAGCAUGGUUCUUGGUAGAGAUUUAUCAAGUGGGUGCUGGAGCUGCUAUUAAUGAGACCACACGUUAUGCCAACAUCACUUUACUAGAGAGCGACAACCCACGAGGCGUUGUGUACUUUCCCGUCGGCCAUAGACUGCCUGUCGCCACCCUGAUGACAACAAAGCUCAGUCUGCAGGUCUACAGACAAGGAAGCACAGCCACACCCAUGUCUCUGCAAUAUCGCACCGUGGAGCUUCCAAGGCCUGAGAUGGUGGGUCCCUAUGUGAUCUGGGACGCAAAAGAAGGGAUGGACUUCCCUAAACAAGAGGGCCAAGUAAUCUUUGAUGUUGGGCGCCAGGUCACGUCACUAGACAUAUUCCUGACACCUGAUCUGGCCUCAUCCUCACCCACGCCAAAACGCUUCCAGGUGGAGCUCCACAGUCCCACAGGGGGAGCCAGUGUGCACUCCCAGUUUGGACUCGCUAAUGUGACUCUGGUAUCAAAUGCAGCAAGUGAAUCUGUGUGGGCCUUAUUGGACCAGCUGCAUCAGCCUCUUGACUCAACUAUAUUAGAUCGGAUGCUGCAAGGACUUAAGAAUAAGGUUGUUCCACCUCUCACACGUGAGCAGAUGACUGCUGUGCUUGAAGCUCUGGAUAAGGUGCUCACAGAGGCAGAGCAGAUUCCUUUACAGAGCAGCAGCAGGAAUUUGACCUACAACCUGUUGUGCUCUCUGGCAAAUCCCACCCGAGUUGACACCCGAGGCCUCGUCCACCUUGCUGAAGUAGCAGAGCGGUUUGCAUUUUCCCUGCUCACACACAGCCAGUGUGAGAUAAUGGGGUUCAUCCUGGAGACAUGCCCAUAUAUGACCAUGUCAGCCUUCCAGUGGUACCCCACACAAAUUAAUGGACACAAAUUCAGGGGCCAAAAUGGAGACUUCUUCCAGCUUCCAGAUACACUGCUACCAGUGCCAGCAGUCCCCACAGAAGUCUGUGGCAACCUCAGCAGGAUUCAGAUGACCGAAUUUAGAACGGAGCACUGGUUUCUCACGAAUGACAUAUUCACAGCUGUCAGUGGGAAGGUAUUCUCGACCAGCCUCCGGGACAGGGGGUCACGACCCCUGGAGGAUGGCAGUGAGGUGGUAUAUCGAAUCCAUUCCCCUGGUCAGCAGAUUAAGCCAGGAGAGUCUGUGUGCCUUCUUUGGAACCUGACCACUGGAAGCUGGUCAUCGGAUAGUCAGUACUGCAGAGUUGUGAAAGAGAGUGGGAAUUAUGUGGAGUGUGCAUGCUCCCACUUGUCUAUAUAUGCAGCCCAUGCUGAGUUUGUCAUGCUUGCAUCCUACAAUGAGGCUUUCUACACCUCAGGAUUUAUCUGCAUCUCAGGGUUUGCGUUGGCCAUCAUUUCUCAUGUGCUGUGCUCCCGUUUCCCCAUGUUUGCUGCCAAACUGCUCACCCAUAUGAUGGUGGGUUGUCUUGGAACUCAGGUAAUUCACUUUUUGGAUCUUCCUUUUUCUUUGUAAAAAUGCAAUGUUUUGCAUGAGACUUUGGCAUUUUUCCCUGUUUGCAUACCCUGGUUAUUUUAGUGGUCUUAAAUGUAAACGGCUGCAGAUACUCAUGGAAUUCCUGGAAA